GCGCCGCGCCGUGCCCCGCUCCGCUCCGCCAGCGCAGCCAUGCCGCUGCCCCGCGCCGCCCUCCUGCUCGGCCUCCUCCUGGCCGCCGCCGCCGCCGAGUCGGUGAGAGAAACAGAGACCAUGGAUGCCAGAUGGUUUGACUAUCCUGCCUCUGGAGACUUGCCAGAUGAUGAAGACAUUGGUGAAUUCAAGCCUCACUUAACCUCUGAUGGGUUAGAUGAAUAUGAGGCAUCUGGUUCUGGAGACUACACAGACUCUGAAGAUGCCGUGUCUCCAACCACCAUGGAUAGUCCUGUGAUAGUUGACAACUAUAUCCCUGGAGAUGCUGAGAGAAAGAUAGAAGGUGAGAACAAAAACAGGAUGGUGGACAAUGAAAUCAUUCCAGACAAAGCCUUACCUGUCGAAGAGAACCUGUCCAACAAGAUCUCCAUGGCAAGCACAGCCAACACCAGCAUCUUUGAAAGAACAGAAGUGCUUACAGCCCUCAUUGCAGGAGGGGCAGUGGGCCUUCUGUUCGCCAUUUUCCUGAUCCUCCUCUUAGUCUAUCGUAUGAAGAAAAAGGAUGAAGGCAGUUACGAUCUCGGGAAGAAACCAAUCUACAAGAAAGCCCCUACAAAUGAAUUCUAUGCUUAAAGCUCAACAGCACCUUGUGCCCAUCAAGAGACAAACAGACUGUAUGGAAACAGUGUGCCCUCGGAUGAGACAUGCUGAACAAAUGUUCUUUUCGGUUUGAAUUUCAAAGCAUCUUUGAGGGGGGAAAAAAAACUUUCUACGUGACCCUUUCCAUCCUGCUCAGCUAUCAAGGGCCCAAUGAAAUACAAAGAGUCUGAAAAAAAAAAAAGUAUAUUUUUUCUAAAGCUAGCGUAAAAAUAAUGCCAAAUUUUCUGCUUAGUUUGGUAGUGGGUGUAUAAGCACAAAAGACUGUACGGAAGCAAACACCAUGUGUUUGCAUCCAGUGUACAGUACUCAGGCUGGCUUCCUCUGUAAAAGAUGGAUUUUUUGUUUUAUAAACCUUGCUAAUAGAUGUCUUGCAGCAGGCUGUUGAUGUGAACUAUUUAUGAAUCUCUUACACUACAGAUCAUGUUGCCUUAUCAGGGAGUAUAGGGCCCUUAGGGCUCAAAAUCCCUGGAUGCUAUAAAGGGCCUAUGGGAACAUUUUCCCCAGGAGACUUCUAUCUCUUCCUGUUGGCCCCGGGCAAGGGUCACUGGUCCAUGAAAUCAGGACAGUCCAUUUUGUUUGGCUAUGACAACACCCCUUCCUUGCCUUCAGUCUCUUACCUUUUUAGGAUUGUUUGUAGGAUUUUUAUAACAAAAUUCUAAAGAAAAUAUCCUAAUGUUUAUAUAAAAGUUUGUAGAAAUUGUUUUGAAAUAAAAAAAUAAUCUACUUUUUUAAUUUCCUCAGAUUUAUUUUUUCAAUCCCUUUGUGUUUCCUUUGGCUGGGCAUUUCUCUAGAUAUGUUUUAUAUGAUUCAUAUUCUGAACUGAAGCAGUGCUAGCUACAGUGUGUUACAGGUUUCUUUUAGUUCUAUAGCAGCUACUGUAGAAAAAUAUAUUUAUGGUUUUCCCAUAAUUUUUGGAUUUGAUUUUUUCUUUCUUUUUUUAUAGAAUUAUUUAUAGUUUCUGAAAUGGCUGCUCUUCUCAUUUGGUAACUUUUAUUCUUUUUAUGUAAAACACUAAUAUAAUGAGUCUCUAUGGAAACUAUUUAAGCUUUAUUCUGUGAAUUUUAAUUAUAAAUUCAGAGCAAUAACUCCUAGAAUUAAUCUGUAUGCAAAAUUGGAUUCAUAAUAUGAUUGAAGUAGGGAAAAGAUGAGUAUUUUUAGUCUAUAAUAUAUUAUAAUCAGUCCUAUAGAGCUAUAUAUUUUACUGAAAAUACAGUUAAGAGUGAAAAGGCUGGAGUUAAUUCUUCAGCAGCCUUACCGUGCGUGAGAGGUUUGACUGUUGUUUGUCCAGUGUCUUGUCUAGAGUGCAAGUGGUCUUGUGCCAGCGAAGGCAGCUAUGUCCUGGCUCGUGGCCACCGAGGCCUGGGGGUCUCCAGCGCCCCAGCCGGGGCCCGAGGCAGUGCGGUCGGGUUCGCGGCUGGGCCCUGGAAGCAGGCUGCGGUAGGCGAUGUGUCAGACCCACUCCUUUGCCGUGGAGCUCAGAUCCCCGUCUUCUUUCUGGGGUUGCUUUAUCCCUUUGAAGCAAGUGCUGGCAGCUCAUGCCUAACCUGUGGGGUCCCCUGGGGUACUGUGCUGAGUCCCUGCCUCUCGCGGAAGGUUGGCUUUUGUAGCUGGAAGUCUGCCUGGGUGGUACCUCCCAUGCGGGAGCUCCGAGCUUUCGCACGUUGCUAGCUCCGGACCUCCUGCAGCGGGCCUCUAACGUGUCCUGUAAAUAGCUCCUACCUCUGUUGAGAGUUAGACCAAUUCCCCCAAAUGCUUCCCUAGAGAGAAGGAUAGCGUGCGUGUCCUAGGUCUCUGCUUCAGGAAGGACUUUGUGCAAAUAUUGUCCUGUUGCAGCUGCUAGUGUGUUAGGAAAUAAUCUGGGUGUGAAAUCUUGAAUUUGAUCUUGUAGGCAGUACAAAACCAGAGGGUUGUGAAGAUUGUUUUUAAAAAAAUCUCAUUAACUCCUCAAGCCUCCUCACAGAGGCUUGUAGGCUUGGAGACCAAAUUUUUAGAGGCAAUAGAACAAAAAUUCUGGUGCUGUCAGUUGUAGGCUAGUGAAGUGGGGAAAUCAGGGCAGUAAUGUACUGGGUCAUCAGUGCGAGAGGACUUGUUCCAAGGCUCUUCUGCGGGUUGACUCCCUUACUUGGUUCUGGUACAAGCUUGUUCCUGGAAACUCUGGGACAGUGUUUUUAAAAAACAAUCAAAAAAACAAACAAAAAAAAUGUUUAGAGUUCACUGUGGACUGGGAGAACUUUUACUGCCUAUGGUCAGCACUACCAGGAAGGCAGGAGUUUGUGUCUCUGGAUGUUUAGAUUCUCUUGUGUAAUUGCUCUUGGGGAUUUUCCACUGUUACCAAUUUAUUUUUUUUUUUUGCUUGAAUAAAGUGGUACUUUCUAAAA
Messenger RNA from Rhea pennata, 3038 nucleotides. RefSeq names its product syndecan 4 (gene SDC4). The record is from RefSeq and is a predicted model, not a curated record. The coding region runs from base 40 to 633 and encodes 197 amino acids. Gene Ontology annotation, biological process: cell migration. The transcript has 5 exons. Lineage: Eukaryota; Metazoa; Chordata; Aves; Rheiformes; Rheidae. Gene Ontology annotation, cellular component: cell surface; membrane.